Molecule: messenger RNA, 1524 nt
Organism: Colletotrichum siamense
Lineage: Eukaryota; Fungi; Ascomycota; Sordariomycetes; Glomerellales; Glomerellaceae
Gene: fcyB-1
Product: Purine-cytosine permease fcyB
Exons: 4
Coding region: 1-1524 (507 amino acids)
Biological process (GO): transmembrane transport
Cellular component (GO): plasma membrane
Molecular function (GO): transmembrane transporter activity
Source: RefSeq, a predicted model, not a curated record
AUGGCGAGCACCCGACAUACCACGCUAUCAGGCGUAGAGAAACAAGAUUCUGAAAAUGAUGUAAAGAGAGACGUUGAAACCGCCAGCUCCAUUCACGAGGCGCAGUCUGAGGAGGCUCGCGGAUGGCGGGCCUGGGCCCAGAAACUCAUGUCCCUCGGCCACGUUGAGGUCCGAGGAAUCGCUCCCAUCCCAGUUGAAGAGCGAACCGUCACAAGAACUGUCAACAUUUUCACCCUUUGGUGGUGUAUGAAUGCCAAUGUCUUGCCUAUCACAUUCGGCAUGCUAGGCGCGACGUAUGGCCUUUCUCUUCGCGAUGCCUCACUCAUCAUCGUAUUCUUCACCCUCCUGACCACUCCAAUACCGGCCUACCUAUCGACCCUAGGUCCGAAGACAGGCAUGAGGCAAAUGAUACAGGCGCGCUUCAGCUUCGGCCGAUACCUCGUAGCUGUCCCUGUGCUACUCAACCUUGCAACUCUCACAGGCUUCUGUGUGAUCAUGGCCGUCAUCGGCGGCCAGUGUCUCUCAGCUGUGGGAGAGGGCAACGUGAGCCCGGCAGUAGGGAUCGUCAUCGUUGCCUUGCUUGCCCUCGUCAUUUCUUUCUGCGGCUUCACCGUCCUACACUUGUAUGAACGGUUCGCUUGGAUCCCCGCCGUCAUUGCCAUCAUAAUCGCGAUAGGCUGCGGCGGCUCUCACUUGAGAGAACGGGCUCCGACUGAGCCAGCUAAGCCGCAGUCCGUCGUAUCAUUCGGUAUGAUCGUGGCCUCAUACAUGAUCCCCUGGGCAUGCCUUGCAUCGGACUUCACGACGUAUCUCGAGCCAUCUACAUCAUCAAAGAAGAUUUUCGCAUACACUUACCUCGGCUUCGCCCUACCCACGAUUCUCCUCAUGAUACUAGGCGCCGCCAUUGCCUCCUCCAUACCCCUGGUACCUGCUUGGCAACAAGCAUAUGACGAAAACCUCGUCGGCGGCGUUCUCUCAGCGAUGCUAACUCCGGCGUCAACUUUUGGCAAAAUCGUCACCGUAGUCCUGUCCUUCACCCUCCUCGGCAACAUCGCAGCGACGAGCUACUCUAUAACCCUCAACUUCCAGCUCCUUGCGCCCGCCCUCAAACGAGUGCCUCGGUCAGUUUUCGCUCUCCUCAUCACGGUAAUCAUCAUACCUGUCGGAAUUCGCGCAGCAACCGACUUCUUCGCAAGCCUCGAGAACUUCAUCGCGCUCAUCGGUUACUGGUCCGCCGCCUUCCUGAGCGUCGUCCUCGUCGAACAUUUCUGCUUCCGCAAGGCAGACUGCGAGAGAUAUGAGACGGAGGCAUGGGACGACGCGAGGAAGCUGCCGGUCGGCGCGGCGGCGUUGGGGUCCUGCGUGCUGUGCUUCGCCCUGGUCAUCCCCUGCAUGGCGCAGGUGUGGUGGACGGGGCCAAUCGCCGAGGUGACUGGCGACAUCGGCUUUGAAUUGGCCUUUGUUGUUUCUGGACUGCUCUAUGUUCCAUUUCGGACGCUGGAAAGGAGGGUUUCAGGGAGGUGA